GGAAUUCCGCAUGUGUGUGUGCAUACAUGAUAAGUUCAUGCAAUUGCAAUGAAAAGACUUAGACUGAAGAUAUCAACUAGGUUUGUAUUUGUCUGAACCUCGGAAAUGGAAUAUUGAUUAAUAAUCGUCUGUCUAAAUGAAUUUAGAUGAUAAUUAUCAAAACUGGUAAAUGAUGAUGUUGCAUCGGAAAUCUCACUUUCCCUCCCACUUUCACUUCCUAGCCAAAGUCAAUUCUCAUCCCAUCAAAAGCUUCAUUAUUUGUCAGCAGUAUCGACCAAUAUCAAUACCAAUACCAAUAUCAAUAUCCAACUACACUCCUAAAGCCAAACUACCUUUUCGAUCUCUUACCACUUCAUCUCCCUAUCAUAUAAAAAAAUCAAUCAAAAUGGAUUCCAAUCCCAACUCGGAGACUGUUAUCGUAAGAUUUGUAUUCUCUACAUAUCAUAAAUAAUCUUGAUGAAUAUUAUAUAAAUAAACCAAAACCAGCUAACUUUUCAAUUCCAGGCAAUUGGUCAACUAUGUUCCACAUCCAACAUUGAACAAAAUCUCCUCACCUGUCAAAAGCUUGCCCAGGAAGCCUCAGAACAAGGAGCAAAAGUUUGUUUCCUUCUUCCUUCCUCCUUCGUCUUCCCUUUCCCCAUAUUCCCCAUCUUUCAUCCCUUCUCAAUCGCCUUCCCCCAACCCCCAACCCCCAAUCUCAAUCCUCUUCUCUCAAACACCCAUCUCAUCCCAUCCCAAAAUCUAGGCCCUCUUCCUCCCCGAAGCAACAGACUACAUAACCACUCCGGGGUGCCCCCACCUCCCUCGCCCUCGCCCUCCCAAUAUCCACAUCCCCCUUCGUACUCGGUCUCCAAAGCACCGCCAAAUCGCAUACCCUCGCUAUCAACGUCGGGAUUCACGUGCCGAACCUCGACGGCACAAAAGUUCUCAAUAGGAGUAUAUGGAUUGAUGAGUUUGGGACGAUUGUAGGUCAGUAUGAUAAGUUGCAUUUGUUUGAUUAUGCGGCUGCGGGUUUGAGGGAGAGUGAUAGUGUGGAGGCGGGAGUUAGGGUCGAGGAGCCUGUGGAGACGGUUGUGGGGAAGGUGGGAUUGUUGAUUUGUUUUGAUGUAUGUCUUCUUUCUUUUUUUCUUCUUCUUCGAUUCUCUUAUUUGAUGCCUUUCUGGAAUUUCAAAUUCGUUGAUGAAAUGAGUGAGGUUGAACAUUCAAGUGUUGUGUUCUCAAUACCUUAUUACCCCAUGAAGGAACCUAACCAUAAAAUUUACAUCACCCCUUCUCUCCUGGAGAACUCUACUCCCGAGAAACAAUAAAAUUUGAACCCGAGCAUCACACCACCAUCAAAUAAAUUAAAUACUCAAUCAAGAGCAAACUCACCCUGCAAAACAAAACCACCCAACUAACCUCAGUCGCCGUCCCAACUUCUAGCUCCGCUUCCCUCUCCCCUCCCUCGCCCUCCGUACCCUCAACACCCAAAUCCUCACCUACCCCUCCGCCUUCACCGUACCCACCGGAAAACUGCACUGGGAAAUCCUCCUUCGAGCGCGAGCCAUCGAAACCCAAUCGUACGUCAUAGCGGCCGCGCAAGUAGGUGCGCAUAAUUCGAAACGCGUCAGUUAUGGACAUUCGAUGGUGGUUGAUCCGCAGGGGAGAGUUGUGUUGGAUAUGGGGGAGGAAGGUGGGGAGGGGGGGAAGCUGGGGAUUGCGAGGAUUGAUUUGGGGAGGGUUAAGGAGGCGAGGGAGAGGAUGCCGUUGGUGGCUAGGACGUAAGAGUCUCUUUUUCGGGGGAGUUGUAGUGUAGUGAUUUGAGGUGAUUUGCUGACUGGGGGAUUUAGUGAUGUUUAUACGGGACUAUGAUGAUUGAAGG
Molecule: messenger RNA, 1861 nt
Organism: Sclerotinia trifoliorum
Lineage: Eukaryota; Fungi; Ascomycota; Leotiomycetes; Helotiales; Sclerotiniaceae
Source: the annotation of a GenBank genome assembly